Aspergillus candidus is the source of this 1329-nucleotide messenger RNA. RefSeq lists its product as uncharacterized. The transcript has a single exon. Lineage: Eukaryota; Fungi; Ascomycota; Eurotiomycetes; Eurotiales; Aspergillaceae. Bases 543 to 803 code for a protein of 86 amino acids. The record is from RefSeq and is a predicted model, not a curated record.
CCGGUGACAAGCACUCCCACCACUACCUCCACUAGCACCACCGGCACGAUUGCGUCUGCCGGAGGCCCACCGCCGAGCCAAGCCAGUCAGGCGCGGGCCGCCAUGUCGGUGGCUCCCAAACGCCCGCGGCGGCUGGAGAAGGCCACCGACGAGACGGAAGACCCCAGCAAGGCCGGCCCAUCGGGGCGGUCCAAGGUGGUGCCUCUGGCGCCGGCUAUGCCCCCGGCGGCGGUGAACCCGGCAAACCACAGCAUUGCGGGUGGUCAGGGUGCGAGUCAGGAGUGGGAGUGGCUCACCAUGAGUCUCUAAUCUUUUCCUUCUUUUCUUUUCCCUUUUCUACCCGUUUCCAUUUUCUUUUCUUCACUUCCAUCCCUUCGCAUGUUUCUGUUGACGCACGCCACGAAACGAUAGACCCUUUGAUGACCACCGCAGGAGGAGUUCUCGCUAGACGAGCCGGAGUUUGGAUUGCCCGUGGAUCUAUUUCUCGGGGUUUCAGAGAAGCGAAGCCUUGUUCAUGAUGGGUUGGCCAACAUACACGAUUGAUGUUUUUCUUUUCUUCUUUUCACUUACACCUUGAUGUUCAUUCCAUGCGACAGCUAUUCUUACUGCACGACCCGAUCUCGAUGUCUCAGCCGUCGACAUUUUCCCUGCGGGCUUCUCGCCGCAGUCUUCAUUGUCAUCUGGCGGUCUCCUCUUUCUUUCUUUUCCCUCUUCCCACCCUUUCGGUGCGUUUCUUGAUUGCUGAUUACUGUUCGAUACAACCGCGUCUGUCCCGGUCCCGACUCUGUUUUGCUUUUGUGUGACCUUUGAGAAUCCUGCGAUUUCGGAGCUGGGUGUUUUGUUCUGUGUUUUGUUUUGGGUCAGGGAUACCGGGCAGAAGUGCGCAUGUUUGUUUCUUUUCUUAUUUCUCGAUCACUAGGCAGGAUGAAUAGACGGAUUGCUUUUCCGAGGUUUUGUUUUGAUAUAGAUUUGGGGGUGGUUGUAGGGUUGGGGAUGAGUAGUCGUAGAUCUGUUUUGAUUCUUUCGUUGGUCGUUGACUAGGAUAAUUCCCUUGGACUUUACACUAUUUGCUUUCAAGUUGAUUUUCGGAUUGUUUCCUAUCUAGAGCACUUUGAAAACUUGUGUAUAAACCUGGUAGAAUUGAGUAACAGCCGAUGCAGUGGUCUCCGAACCAGCCCUAAAUUGGAAUCACAACUAUGGCUCUACCGGGACAAGUACCUUGACAAGAUGACGAUGUGUACUAGGCAAGCAUGCGUGUUGUCUUAACCAUUCCACCCAAGGCACCAAUCGGCGCGUGGUAGGGUCUUGACAUCCAACAUACAGCUGGUC